Closterium sp. Naga37s-1 is the source of this 2427-nucleotide messenger RNA. The record is from the annotation of a GenBank genome assembly. Lineage: Eukaryota; Viridiplantae; Streptophyta; Zygnematophyceae; Desmidiales; Closteriaceae.
AUGCUGAUGUCUCGGCCUCAUGCUUUCCCUUUCAUGCUCUGCCAACCUCUGCCCAUCCCUCUCUCCCUGCUUGACUCACCGUGGCAGUACCACCUGCCAGAGGCGUAUGACAAGGAGGAGAAGGUGCAGCAGGACAAGAGAUUCGCCGUGGCCAUGAAACGAUACCAGGAUGUGGAGGGCGAUGACAAGGUGACUCCACGUGCAGAGCAGGAGGCGUGGGAGAAUCAUCAAAUAGGCAAGGCAACGGUGAACUUUGGGUCCAAGGACCGUAAGGUGGACUCAGAGCAGUACGAGUAUGUGUUUGAGGAUCAGAUCGACUUCAUUAAAGAUACCAUCAUGGCGGGAGAUGACAGGGAAGGUUCAGAGGACGAGGAGGAGAGGGAGCGGCAGGUGGAGGUAUCGAAGGCCAAGUCAGCGUUUGACAAGAUACAGGCGGAGAGGAAGAAUUUGCCCAUGUACCGCUACAGGGAGGAGCUGCUGCAAGCUAUCAACGACCACCAGGUGCUGGUGAUUGUAGGGGAGACGGGGUCGGGCAAGACGACUCAGAUCCCGCAGUAUUUGUAUGAAGAGGGAUACGGCAAGCGUGGCAAGAUCGUCAUCCUUGCCUGCCUGUCCCGCCCGCAGAUCGUCAUCCUUGCCUGCCUGUCCCGCCCGCAGAUCGGGAGAGUAGCAGCCAUGAGCGUGGCUGCACGCGUCGCCCAGGAGGUGGGGUGCAAGCUGGGGCACGAGGUGGGCUACUCCAUUCGCUUUGAGGACUGCACGUCCGACAAGACCAUUCUCAAAUACAUGACCGACGGCAUGCUCCUCCGAGAAUUCCUCAGCGAACCAGACCUUGCGAGCUACUCCGUCAUGAUGGUGGACGAGGCACACGAGCGGACGCUUCACACGGACGUGCUGUUUGGGCUCGUGAAGGACAUUGCAAGGUUUCGGCCGGAUCUGAAGCUGCUGAUAUCGAGCGCGACCCUCGACGCAGAGAAGUUCAGCGAGUAUUUCGACUUUGCGCCGAUUUUCCGGAUUCCCGGGAGGAGGUAUCCCGUGGAUAUACACUACACGAAGGCGCCUGAGGCGGAUUAUUUAGAUGCGGCGGUGGUAACCGUGUUACAGAUCCAUGUAACGCAGCCGGCAGGAGACGUGCUGGUGUUCCUGACCGGGCAGGAGGAGAUUGAGGCAGCAGAGGAGAUUCUCAGGCAUAGGACCAAGGGGCUGGGGACGAAGAUUGCCGAAAUGAUCAUCUGCCCGAUUUACGCGAACCUGCCCACGGACAUGCAGGCGAAGAUUUUCGAGAAGACGCCCGAGGGAGCCCGGAAGGUGGUUCUGGCGACCAACAUCGCAGAAACUUCCCUCACGAUCGACGGGAUCAAAUACGUGAUCGACCCGGGGUUUGUGAAGCAGAAGAGCUACAACCCGCGCACCGGCAUGGAGUCGCUUAUCGUCACCCCCGUGUCGAAAGCACAGGCGAACCAGCGGGCGGGGCGGGCGGGUAGAACUUCCCCCGGGAAAUGCUUUCGGCUGUACACAGCAUGGUCGUAUGCGAAUGAGUUGGAGGAUAAUACCGUGCCGGAGAUUCAGAGGACAAACCUCGGGAAUGUGGUGCUGAUGCUCAAGUCUCUUGGGAUAAAUGAUCUCUUGAAUUUCGACUUCAUGGACCCGCCCCCUGCGGAGACGCUGCUGCGGGCGCUGGAGAUGCUGUACGCGCUGGGGGCACUGAAUGACCGCGGGGAGCUGACCAAGCUGGGCAGGAAGAUGGCAGAGUUUCCUCUCGACCCGCAGAUGUCGAAGCUUCUCGUCGCCUCCGAUAAGUACCUCUGUUCCGAGGAAGCGGCCACCAUAUGCGCCAUGCUAUCGGUGGGCAACGCUGUCUUCUACCGCCCCAAGGACAAGCAGGUGCACGCAGACAAUGCACGCAUGAACUUCCACACGGGCAACGUGGGCGACCACAUAGCGCUGCUGAGGGUGUACGAGCAGUGGGCCGAGACGAGCUUCUCCUCCCAGUUCUGCUACGAGAACUACAUUCAGGUGCGAAGCAUGAAGAUGGCACGGGAUGUGCGCGAUCAGCUGAUGGGGCUGCUGGAGCGAGUGGAGAUUGAACCCAGCAGCAGCAGUGGUGACCUGGAUGCAAUCAAGAAAGCCAUUACCGCUGGUUACUUCUACCACACGGCCCGCCUUCAGAAGAAUCGCACGUACCGCACCGUGAAGAACCCCCAGACGGUGCACAUCCACCCGAGCUCGGGGCUAGCGCAGGUGCUGCCGCGGUGGGUGGUAUACCACGAGCUGGUGUACACGAGCAAGGAGUUCAUGCGCCAGGUCGUGGAGAUCAAGCCUGAGUGGCUUGUGGAGAUUGCACCGCACUACUACAAGCUGAAGGACGUGGAAGAUUCCGGGGCACACAAGAUGCCCAAGGUGGUGGGCAAGGCAGCCGAGAAGUAG